GUGGCCAAAAUUUAUCAUGAAAUGUUUUUCUAUAUUUCUUGCCUCUGGCAUUUAGAAUAUUAAUGCAUUACAAUGUUUAAGCAAACAUUGUAUACAGCCAAGAAUUUGGUGUCAUGCCGUGUCCUCCUCAAAAUACACUGUCCUCUGUGGAACUCUUGCAAGAUUCACACCACAUCACAAUUUCCUUCUGAUACAGUAUGGCUCCAGGUUGUCCAGCCAGGUCAGUCUGAUGCUUCUCCUGGUUUAUAUAUAUUUACAAACUAUCAUCGAUACAUCAUUAAUGCGGGUGAAAAUACAUUAAGGAAUUUUCGCAUGGGUGGAUUACCAUCAAAGGGACUUGACAAGAUGUUCAUGACUGGCUCAACAAUCAAUCACAUUGGUGGUCUGACGAACAUGCUUCUAGCGACGCAGAAUGAUGGCUUUUCGGUCGAUAAACUUGUCGAUGUCUACGGUCCACCGAAUUUGGAUGCAUUCUUACAAACAAUACAGAAAUCUUUCCAGUACAUGAGUAAGUUCGAGUUUGUAAAACUUCACCAGAUUGAGGAACGAAUAAAUUGGCUGGAAAUUGCGAGUGAUAAUAAUUUUCAAAUUUUCGCCUUUGCUACAAGCGAUUGUUCGCAAGAGAACGGUCGGACGAUUUUCCCAAAUCUUGCCGUUUCUUACGCGUUUUUAUUACAAGAACCGCUACGAAGAGUUCGCAUGGAUGUAGCAGAAAAUCUUGGCCUGGCACAGGACGUUUUGAGAAAUGCUAUGUCAAAGUGUCAAAUGGGAUAUUCUGUUGAUUUACCUUGUGGAACACAGAUCAAUCGACAAUCAUUUGUUGUCAUAGAUUGUCCAUCAAAACAAGUCCUCAACAAAUUAUCUUCUUUCAUCUCACGUGAUUUCUUCUCAAGUGAUUUGCACACUCACGUGGACAUAGUAAUUCACAUGACCGGAAAAGAUAUAGCAAAUUCCAUGGAAUACAAAUCUUGGAUGACAACGUUUCACCCAGAAACGAAACAUCUUAUGAUGAAUGAUCACGUGGUUGAAAGACCAGCUUUCACCGUCUUUGAUGAAGUUUAUGAUAGGUUAAAUAAACUUCACGUGAACAUUUUCCCGCCGCUGUACUAUUCAUUGUUUAUGGAUAAAAUUCAUUCUGGUUUUAAAGAUUUUCCUGAGGGUUCUGUCCAUUUUGCUGCUCCGACUUUGAGGUAUAAUUUUCGGCCAAUACCUUUGAAGGCUUUGAACAAAACUUGGUGGCUGUAAAAGCUGUAAAUGAAAAAGUACUGUCGGCAAAUGGAAGUCGUUCAAAUGUGUUCGCAAGCUCUACGUUGAGCAACGAUUUUCAGGUUGUUU
Xenia sp. Carnegie-2017 is the source of this 1335-nucleotide messenger RNA. RefSeq names its product zinc phosphodiesterase ELAC protein 2-like. The transcript has 4 exons. The record is from RefSeq and is a predicted model, not a curated record. Lineage: Eukaryota; Metazoa; Cnidaria; Anthozoa; Malacalcyonacea; Xeniidae. Gene Ontology annotation, cellular component: mitochondrion. Gene Ontology annotation, molecular function: 3'-tRNA processing endoribonuclease activity. Gene Ontology annotation, biological process: mitochondrial tRNA 3'-end processing. The coding region runs from base 73 to 1245 and encodes 390 amino acids.